Messenger RNA from Styela clava, 2295 nucleotides. Its product is annotated as maspardin-like. Lineage: Eukaryota; Metazoa; Chordata; Ascidiacea; Stolidobranchia; Styelidae. The record is from RefSeq and is a predicted model, not a curated record.
UCAACAUUUUAUUUCAGUUUGUUCGUGAGGUUAUCUAUGAUACCGAAGGCUUAAAACGGUCAUUUUCUUGCCUGUCAUGCCAAUAUUGGUUUUUCCACAAGAUAAUUUUCAUUUUUGAACACAAAGAAUUGAGGUAUGAAUAAAUUGGUCGCAACCAAUGAAUACCUUAGCUUCCGUAAUGCAGUUCCAUUGAAAAGAGUGAUUGUAGAUGAAGGGGAUUCAAAAGUUUGGAGCUUAUAUGAUGCUGGACCAAAGACUGUAAAAUGCCCAAUUAUUUGUCUCCCACCAGCGGCUGGAAAAGCUGAUGUUUUUUACCGGCAAGUGUUGGGUCUUUCCGGCAUGGGGUAUAGAACAAUAGCAUUGGAUUAUCCAGUUUACUGGACCGUUGAAGAAUUUUGCGUUGGCCUACGAAAAAUUAUUGAUCAUCUUCACUUGGAUCAGAUACAUAUAUUUGGUUGCUCGCUGGGUGCUUAUCUUGGUCUUAAGUUUGCUGAAAGAAUGCGUAAUACGCCAUAUAUUGCUUCAAUAGUUUUAUGCAAUGGCUUUACAGAUACUUCUGUGUUCAAAUACACGAGAGCAUCAUCAGCUUUUUGGCUCAUACCUGGUUUUCUUUUGAAACGACUGGUAAUGGGCAGUUUCACUCGAGAUGUUACGGAUGCCCCUCAAGCGGAUGCAACAGAUUUCGUUGUUGAGUGUCUUGAAAAUCUCACUCAACAAGAAAUUGCAUCACGUCUCGUACUUCAUUGUAACGGGGAUUAUGUUAGAAAGCCACAUUCCUUACAACACAUUGCUGUUACGUUAAUGGAUGUUUUUGAUGAAAGUGCCUUGUCACAAAGUGUUAAGGAUGACAUGUACAAAUGCUUUCCAAAUGCAAAGCGGGCUCACUUAAAGACAGGUGGUAAUUUUCCAUAUUUAAGCAGAUCUUCUGAAGUUAAUUUGCAUCUAAGAAUUCACCUAAAGUCUUUCGAAGGAACUAAAGCUUCAGCUCGAGAAGCACCAAGCCCCCAUGAUGCGACCAAUUUAUCACCUUCUAUGCAAGCUGUUCCAUCAGAUGAAAUUUUUCAGGAGGAAAAUGAUGAUACGAAGCCAAAGACGUUAUUGGAUUUGUCAAAGUUAAACAAAGAUUCAGAUGAUGAAAUGUCCAUGAAUGAACCUCCGACAAUUGAAGUUGAUGAUAAUGAACCGAUCGAUUUUCCCAUCUAAAAAGUCUAUUUAUUUUAUUCUUGCUAUCAACUGUGCAAUAACGAAUAGUGGCCAGACUAGAGCAUAGUCUACCAGUUAUAAAUUGUUUGAAUCUUCAUGUUAUAGAAUAGAUCAUGCCAACUUUGGAAGCUGCCAUUUGGCAUGUAUGUUACUAUGAUAAAAAAUAUGAUGUUUUUUUUGCUUCUGCUUAUCGAGAAAAAGACUAGCUGAAACUAUUCCUGAUCCUUGAAUAUGUUACUCAGAGUGCUUAUUAAUGUGGAUGUAGGUUCUGCUUUUUUGUUGCCAUAAACUCAUUUACUUUCAUGGAGUGGUGGUCAUGAUCCUUAUCAUAUACAGAUCAAGUGUUACAAAAAACAAAAACUGAAAACAAUAUCGCCGUAGUAAAAUCAAGUUACCAUAGCUAUUGUCACAUUUUGAGGUUUUUGAGAAAAACACCAUUUUGUAAUAGUUUGCUUCAAACAGCCAGGACAUUACUACCUAAAAUAAAGUUGAUACAGGUAUAGCUUUGAAAAAAGAAAGGAGAGAAGUCCCUGUCACAUAAACUGCAGUACUUUGGUUUUACUGUGGCGAUAUGACGAAAUCGUAGUUUUAUUUGUGCAAUAUGCAUUUCAGAGGUAUAUUUUGUAGUUAUGUAUUGUCUACCGACCCUAUAGCUUUGUACCUACUGCAUUAUAUCAUUAUAAAUGAAGUUUUUUUGUCUUUUGCUGAUAUGUUCCUCUUAUAUCUUUAUAUGCAUUGUUUGAUUAUUGCCUUUUUAUCACUGGUGCUGUAAAAAUUGAUGUCAAGUGUCGCUCACCACUUGAGGGAGAUAAAUAUUGUUUAAAAAGGGAAUCUAUGUGUAUACUUAUUUUUGGAGUCGAUCAAAAAACCCAUGACCGCCUACGGCGCCUAGUAGUAUAUAUGAAAACCAAGUAUUAGACCACAAAAUGUAAUAAAUAUUUACGUAAAGUUUUGCAAUUUCAUAUCAAUAAAGUUAUUUCACAUUUCUGUCAAUGUGUGAAUAUUCAUUACAUAUAUUGCUUGAUUUCAUUUCACAUUUUCAGUUUUUGCCAAGAAAUUACAACCUGUAAAAUUGUGUGAUUUUUUUUUCAG